CAGGCCUGAGCGCCCGGCGAGCACGCGCACUGCCUCCCCCCGCCCCCACCUGGCUCGGACGGCGGCACAAUGGCGGCGCCCAUUCCCCCGGUGCGGCCGGUCACCCACCUCCUCUUUGACAUGGACGGCCUCCUUCUGGACACGGAGCGGCUGUAUUCCAUAGUGUUCCAGGACGUCUGCGGGCGCUACAACAAGAACUACACCUGGGACGUGAAGUCCCUGGUCAUGGGCAAGAAGGCUCCGGAAGCCGCGCAGAUCAUCGUAGACGUCCUGCAGCUGCCCAUGUCCAAAGAGGAACUGCUGGCCGAGACCCAGGCCAAGCUGCAAGACGUGUUCCCCACAGCCGCGCUCAUGCCAGGGGCGGAAAAGCUCAUCCGCCAUCUGCGGAAGCACCACGUGCCCUUGGCCGUGGCCACCAGCUCCGGGUCCACGUCCUUCGAGAUGAAGACCAGAGCGCACAAGGAAUUCUUCAGCUUGUUUGAUCACAUCGUGCUGGGAGACGACCCCGAAGUGAGGAGCGGCAAGCCGGACCCAGACAUCUUUCUCGCCUGUGCCAGGAGGUUCUCCCCUCCGGGCCCCGCGGAGAAGUGCCUGGUCUUUGAAGACGCGCCCAACGGGGUGGAGGCGGCCCUUGCAGCUGGGAUGCAGGUGGUGAUGGUCCCCGACGCCAACUUACACCGGGACUUGACGGCCAAGGCCACCGUCGUGCUGCCUUCCCUGCAGGACUUCCAGCCCGAGCUCUUUGGUCUGCCACCCUACGAGUGACAGGCCCACCCCGCCUUCCCGGGCAUGGCCCCCAAGUCCCCUGAGUGAGUGGCCCAGGGGACGGGCCACGCCCGCGUCGCCAUGGCAGUGGCCAUCCCAGCCUCAGGACCUGUGCCUCUCUCGGCCGUCAGUGCAUAUGAAAAGCCAGAACUGGACAGUUGAGACAAAGCAAAAUAGGGACAGCCCAGAACAGAGACGAGAACAGAUACCUGUGAAUAAUCAUAGGACGUGAUUGUAUUUGCAUAGUCAUGUAACAGUCUAUGAUUAUGCGUGUAUUGUGACUACGCAUCCACGCAUACACAUGCUUGUGUGUGAAGAUGUGUAUGCAUACAUACGAGUACGUAAAUACAUGCUUUCCCAAGACCAAAUUAAACUAUAUGUGUGUGCAUUGCUUUGUAGUUCUUCUAAACCCUGAGUGGACCAUGUAAAGGAUGUAUACAUACAUGUCUAUGCCUUUAUGAAUAUAUACGUAGGUACGUACAUGCCAUUUGCAUACAUUCUACACUUAGUCACGCUUCUCAGUGCUGAUAUUAACGUGCAGCAGCAACUGAUAAAAAAGUGAGACGAUAAUUCUAUU
Messenger RNA from Hipposideros armiger (great roundleaf bat), 1342 nucleotides. It is a transcript of the gene PUDP, whose product is annotated as pseudouridine 5'-phosphatase. The transcript has 4 exons. The coding region runs from base 70 to 765 and encodes 231 amino acids. Gene Ontology annotation, molecular function: phosphatase activity. Lineage: Eukaryota; Metazoa; Chordata; Mammalia; Chiroptera; Hipposideridae. The record is from RefSeq and is a predicted model, not a curated record.